This is a messenger RNA of Anopheles merus, 3504 nucleotides long. RefSeq names its product alpha-N-acetylgalactosaminidase-like. Gene Ontology annotation, biological process: glycosylceramide catabolic process; glycoside catabolic process; oligosaccharide metabolic process. NCBI's taxonomy places the organism in Eukaryota, Metazoa, Arthropoda, Insecta, Diptera, Culicidae. The record is from RefSeq and is a predicted model, not a curated record. Gene Ontology annotation, cellular component: cytoplasm. Gene Ontology annotation, molecular function: alpha-galactosidase activity.
ACUUUUCCGAUUUCGUAGCCAACUCAAUGGUUGAACAAAGAGGGGCUAUAAAUGCUAUCGCAGUAGGCGACGGCUUCCUAUUUUAAAUUAACGAUUCGAGAAUAGGCAGCCAGCUUGUCACAACACCACGCGCCAUUGCAUAAAUCAGAUACUAGAAGGAAUUACGUCACCUAUUUUACUUUGUCGUUUAUCAAAUUUGAAAUGGGAAUUUUUCAUUAAGCGAAAACGAACACAGAAUUGAAUAAAACUGUCCCUACGGCUGUGUUCACUAACAUCAUCGUCAUCAUCCGCUUGGGUUCUUGAUCCGCGCGGCACGAGAGAAACCGGUAGAAACAAAAGCGAUAGAAAGAGUACAACACACGCACACGCGCAUCGCAUCUCAUUCAACGCAACCAUCACACCACCACUACUACCGAGAGAGAGAGAGAGAUGGAGCCGGAGAGAGCGAGCGUGAGAGAUGGGCCCGUGCACGCGUCAGCCUCGCACGAGAAAGGUCGUUUAGAGGUCAGAUGGAAAAAGUGGUCCUCUGUGCAUCAACUUCGCCGGCAAUUGUGGACACAAAUCCUAUUGGAAAAGAAGCAGAGCAGAAAAGCGUACAGGAAAGACAACGGAAGAAUGGUGUCCAGCACAAAUGACUAUUAAUGUAUAAAUGGCAGAGGGCGCAAUACAUUAAUCAAUUGAUAAAGCUGACCUCGGUACCGACCACAGCAGCGCGACUGCUUUCACGGUCUCUGUGUUCUAAAGCCUGAACGGUGUUCGCGAUUGUGUAAUACAAUCAAUAGUGUGCGCGCCCUUCGAGUCAUUUCAAUCCGAUGAUAGUGAAGCUUCCCAUGAUGAGCGGGAUGGAGACCCUUUUUUAUAAUUUGAUGCUCCCCACCAGUGAAAGUGUAAGUGAAAAAAACACACCCACACACAGCGCCAUUUAUCGAUUGAAAUAGGAGACCAUUUUUUCGCGCAAACUGCCCCCUUUGUAAGCAUCAUCUCACAUCAGGGCGAUUCAUUUUGAAAGCAUUUAUAUGCACUUUGUAUUUCUAUUCACAUUCUUUUCGUUUUCUUUUUAGGCGCAAGAGUGCACUUAUUGCCUCACUCCACACAUGCACCAGUCGGCUGAUAAUAAUUGGAACAUUCCAGAACUUCCCUCCGUGUCGCAUACGGGAAUGAUGGGAAGCAUCACAGUUUGAGGCGCGGUUGCUUAGCAAAAAGGGCAGGAAAAAGCACGCCUGCUAAACGUAAGCUACACCAAGCCAAAUGCCAAACCAAUUAGAUAUUUAGUCCCAGCCAGUUUGGGUCCUGAUGCUCCAAAAAUAAUAGCUGGCUUUGGAGCAAUGUCACCAAAACUUGCUUGAAUCUUCCUUAUGGGUGCAUUUCCGUGUGCAGAACAGAUUCUCCGUCUGCUGUUGCCUACAUUAAAACCCGUACCACACAAUGCAAACACAGCGCAAAAGUAAAGGAGGGACAGCGAUGAAGCGUGCCACGAUGCUGCUCGCCACCGUGCUGUGCAUUGGCGUGCUGCCAGCCUGCAUCUACAGUCUCGAAAACGGACUCGCCAGGACGCCGCCGAUGGGAUGGCUGUCGUGGGAGCGCUUCCGCUGCAAUACGGACUGCGAGGGUGAUCCGGAAAAUUGUAUCAGUGAGCACUUAUUCCGUACGAUGGCCGACCUGGUCGUGAGCGAAGGAUAUGCCGCCGUCGGCUACGAGUACAUCAACGUGGACGACUGCUGGCUGGAGAAGUCGCGUGGACCGCGCGGUGAGCUGGUCGCCGACCGGCGUCGCUUCCCCAGUGGCAUGAAGGCGCUGGCCAAUUACGUCCACGCCAAGGGCCUUAAGUUCGGCAUCUACGAAGACUACGGCAACUACACGUGUGCCGGAUCGGGCAUUCUGGGCUUCUCGGCGAACGAUGCCGCCCAGUUCGCUUCCUGGGACGUGGACUACGUCAAGCUGGACGGGUGCUAUUCGCUGCCGAUCGACAUGGACCAUGGGUAUCCGGAGUUCGGCCGCAAUCUGAAUGCCACCGGUCGCCCGAUGAUCUACUCCUGCAGCUGGCCGGUUUAUCAGAUCUACGCCGGCAUGAAUCCCAACUACUCGUCCAUCAUUCAGCACUGCAAUCUGUGGCGCAACUAUGACGACAUCCAGGACUCGUGGGCUUCGUUGGAGAGCAUCAUCGAUUACUACGGCAACAAUCAGGAUGCCAUCAUCCCGAACGCUGGCCCAGGGCAUUGGAACGAUCCGGACAUGUUGAUCAUCGGCAACUUCGGACUCAGCUACGAACAGUCCAAAACACAGAUGGCGCUUUGGGCGAUUAUGGCUGCACCGCUGAUGAUGUCCGUUGAUCUGCGCACGAUCCGGCCCGAGUUUAAGGCGAUUCUGCAGAACCGCAAAAUUAUUGCGGUCGAUCAAGAUCCGCUCGGCAUCCAAGGGCGAAGAAUCUAUAAGCACAAGGGCAUCGAGAUCUGGUCCCGGCCGAUCACACCGAUCUACCAGACGUACUACUCGUACGCGAUCGCCUUCGUCAACCGGCGAACGGACGGCACCCCGUCGGAUGUGGCCGUGACCCUGCGCGAGCUGGGCCUCAUUUCGCCCACGGGCUACAGGGUUGAGGACCUGUACGAGGAAGUCGACUACGGAGUGCUGAGCCCCCAGACCAAGAUUAAGGUGAAGGUGAACCCAUCGGGUGUGGUGAUACUGCGGGCCGACGUUCAGCCGGAGCGUUUCUCCAAGAGACCGUACAAUCCAAUCUUCUAUCGCUAUCCUAACUAAAGCACUAAAGCCCGAAUGGUAACUCCAUCCCAUCAGCAACAGGCCCCGUUUUUAAUGCUGUAACAGAGGGUAGAGCAAACCAGGCGUAGAUUUCGGAAUUUGAAUAACAUAAACCGAUCCCCGCUCGAUAACAAAAUACAAAUAUUUGAACACACAGACCCAUACACAUCCAUCAGGCGAUAUUUCAGAAACAAGUUGAAGCAGCAUGCAAAAGCAUGGUGCGAUUUGAUAGUGAUGUAAGCAAAACACACCACAGGAACACCCUUUUUGAGGGAUAGCUUAUCGAAAGAAGCAGCAGAAAGACAACAAUCAUGUGCCAGUUUUGAUGGGAAAAAGAAACAUAAUUAAAGCCACAUACACAGUGUACUUCUGUUCGCGCUGACAGACGAAGGAAUAGACAAAAUGCUGCAAUAGACCGACGACCGAGAGAAGGGUUACACCCUUUUUUCUUCAGGAGUAACCACCAACACACGGGGCGUUUAUUAGCGUAGGAUCCGAUUGUGAACUAGCUAUAGAAGAAGACGCAUAAGAGCAACCAACACGAUUCUUCUGCAGCCAAAAAACCAAAUGGUGCUUUUCAUACGAACGUGUGCUUCCGUGUACGUAGAGCGAGUAUGCUUCCCCUGCACCGGGUGUGCACACUUUGGGUGUAUAGUGGAAGCGCCACAGUGAUAUGAUAACGUUACACGUUACGGUUUUUUUUUAUAAAACACAAGAAUUUUUCCUUCCCGCGCCCUGUCGGGAGAG